Messenger RNA from Eimeria maxima, 870 nucleotides. RefSeq lists its product as hypothetical. The record is from RefSeq and is a predicted model, not a curated record. Bases 1 to 870 code for a protein of 289 amino acids. NCBI's taxonomy places the organism in Eukaryota, Apicomplexa, Conoidasida, Eucoccidiorida, Eimeriidae. Gene Ontology annotation, molecular function: protein binding. The transcript has 4 exons.
AUGACUGCAGACAGCAGCAGCAAACAACAGAGUUCGGGGGCCCCAAAGGGGCCCCACAACAAACAAAAGAGAAGCAAGGGGCCCCCAGGGGCCCCAAGCAGUACAGAGGGGGCCCCCAAGAAGGUCUUCAAGGGGGGCCCCAAGGAAGGUUUUAAGAAAGUCCAUAAAACCAUUUCUAAGGGGGCCCCGAAGGAGGGCUUUAAGGGGGCCCCCAAGGAGGGAUAUAAGGGGGCCCCCAAGGAGGGGUACAAGGGGGCCCAUAAGGAGGGGUACAAGGGGGCCCCCAAGGAUGGGGAGUCGAUAAACAAGUAUAAUAAGAAUAAAGACUAUAAAGGGAAUAAAGAAAGAGAGGGGCCCCCUAAAUGGGUAAAUAAAGAGGGGAAAGAAGGGGCCCCCAUGCAUAAGAACAGGCCCAACAACAGCAACAGCAGCAGCAGCAGCAACAGCAACAGCAGCAGCAGCAGCGGUAAAUUACCACAAUGGGCUGUUGCUGCUAUGAAGGCACAGAAAGAAGCAAAAGAAGCAGCAGCAGCAGCAGCAGCAGCAAGAGCUUCUCUCCCUCCUAUACCUCAUCUAACCCUAGCUAUAGUAGCAGAAAUAACCCAGCAGCAGCAGCAGCAGCAGCAGCAGAAGCAGAAGAAGAAGGAGCAGCAGCAGCAGGAGCAGCAGGAAAAAGGGAAGAAGAAGAAGAAAGAAGAAGAAAAGGGUUUAUCUACAAUUACUCAUUUAGAUCUAAAUAGCCGAGGUCUGACGACGAUGGAGGGUUUUGAUUGUUUACCUAAUCUUAAAGCCCUUAUACUAAGCGGCAAUGAAAUACGAAGAAUUCCUUUUGGGAGUUAUUUGCUACGAGUUGAAAGUUUAAGUCUAUAG